Molecule: messenger RNA, 2386 nt
Organism: Phyllotreta striolata
Lineage: Eukaryota; Metazoa; Arthropoda; Insecta; Coleoptera; Chrysomelidae
Source: the annotation of a GenBank genome assembly
AUGACCGUGCUAUAUUUUUGGCUUGGUCUUCUCUCGAUUCUUCCCAGCAAAGCUGCUAUAUACAAAGAAGCUUUGAACGAAGCUUUAACAGAGGAAGAACUGGCCUUUUAUUUUCAAACGGCAGAUAGAAAAAAUAUUCCUGAAUAUGAUAUAGUCGAGUUACCAGUGUUUGCACCUCCUGAGGAAUUACCUACGUCAAAUAGUGAUUUGGAGAACGGGUUUCCUUACAGUUUCAUUGCAUUUCAAAGGCCGAUUGACUUAUACCUCAAAAGAAACGACGAUUUGCUUGCAAUUAACUUCAAAACUUACCUACACGACGAUAAUGGCGUUUCAAUCCUUAGGGAUUCCCCCACAAACCACCAUUAUUUACACGAAGACGGCAACGUUGUCGCUUCUAUCAGCAUAACUUCAUCAAACCGUAUUCACGGUUUAAUUUUCCUGGAAAACUCCACAUUGGAGGUCCAGCCUCUAACUCAAAGGCUCCACGAUGUUUUCAACGUUAGAGAACCUCUUUUGGAUACCCUGCUCAAUACACAAGAAUCAAAAAUUCCCCACCUAAUCAAACGUGCUACGUUUUCACCCCGUUAUCCACACCACGAAAUAUUUCCAGUAACUGGAAAAGUGCCUAGAAAGAAUCCAGAGUACCUACAGAACACUAUAUUCGGUAAUUUGGAGGCGAUUUCCUCCAAAGAAGUCAAACUAACCCUAGAAGUAGCCCUAUUCUUCGACGAAGCAGCUUACAAAAUAUUCGCCCCCUUCUACAAACACGACCCCAACAAACUACAAGACAUGCUACUAGCUUACAUGAACGCAGUUCAAGCCUUGUACCACCACCCCAGCCUAGGCAGGUCCCUCGAACUGGUCGUAGUGAGGCUCGAUCUGAUGAAGAAGCAGCCCGGGAAAUUGCCCCAUUACAACGGCGAACGCGGGAAACUACUGGACACUUUCUGCGACUACCAGGCUAGCAUUAACCCCAAAGACGAUGGCGAUCCGGACCAUUGGGACGUGGGAUUGUACGUUUCCGGGCUGGAUUUCUUCGCGUACGAGAAUGGGAAGAAGAGCGGGGUGACCAUGGGAUUGGCCACCGUAGGGGGCGUUUGCUUGGACAAAUACUCCUGCGUUAUAGCGGAAUUCGGUACCACUAACGCCUUCGGGAAGCCCUACCCCAGCGCGGGAUUCACCAGCGUUUACAUUCUAGCGCACGAAAUUGGCCACAGCCUCGGGAUGCACCACGACAACAACGGCAACAGCUGCCCCAAGGAAGGCUACAUCAUGUCCCCGUCCAGGGGUACCAACGGCGAGACCCAAUGGUCUACUUGUAGCGCUAACGUCAUGGCGGAUAUAGGGUGGGCCAAAUGUUUGCUAGACCGCGGUAAGAUCAAGCAAUCGACCGACCACAGGAAAUACCUGGAAACCCCCGGUCAAAAAUUCACCGCCAAAACCCAAUGCGAGAUCCUGCUGCGCGACAGAGACGCCGUCGUCCUGCCAUCGCAGGAUUUAACCACCGUUUGCUACAAUUUGCAGUGCAAAACGCCGCACAGGAGCGGCUACUACUUCGCAGGUCCGGCCCUGGAGGGCACCUCAUGCGGCAAAGGAAAGUAUUGCUACGGGGGUAGUUGCCUGGCGAGAGCUCUACCGCAGCCGGUUAAAAUGAGGCCGGGUGGCUGGGGCGCUUGGCAGCAAGAGGCUUGCAAUUCCGGUUGCAUCGAAAAAUCCUUGGGAUUCACCACUAAACGAAGGCGAUGCGAUAAUCCUCCGCCCUUGAAUUCGGAUCUGGGAUGCGAAGGAUCCAGCGUGAAAUUCGCCCUUUGCCUCGAUAAUAAGAUUUGCAAAACUAAGAAGGUAUCGGCGGUGGAUUAUGCUUCGAAUAAAUGCCUGGAGUUCUCCAAAGUACUGGCAGAAUUGGAUCCGAUGGGGUCCGGUCUUCAAGCGCCUCACGAGGAAGAUCGACUCUGGAUGGGUUGCUCGAUAUUCUGCAGAAGAGCAGAUUCCGGUACUUUCUACACUCCAAGAAUAGAGCUUAACGAUUUGGGAAUCUCCCCGUAUUUCCCCGAUGGUACUUGGUGUCACAGGUCCAAUAACAUCAACUAUUACUGCUUACAGCACCAUUGCCUUCCAGAAAAUUUCGAAAUUCCGAGAGAUUCGCAUCAAUUGGGCGAGGACUUGCAGUUUUUGCAAAACGCCGAUCCUUGGUAUUUCAUACCGCAGGACAUCAAGGAUUAUUUAUCGGUGGAUUCGAACGGGAAACCCAUAAAAACAACUUUCCCGGAAAACGGAGCGUCGCCUCGCGGAGAAAACUGGGACGAUAACGAUUACAUUGAAAUUCCAGAUCGAAGCUUUAAUCCCGAUGAGAAUUUAAUAAACAUGUAGAUUAUAAAAAGCGAAU